Molecule: messenger RNA, 733 nt
Organism: Heterobasidion irregulare TC 32-1
Lineage: Eukaryota; Fungi; Basidiomycota; Agaricomycetes; Russulales; Bondarzewiaceae
Exons: 2
Biological process (GO): regulation of fungal-type cell wall biogenesis
Cellular component (GO): mating projection tip
Source: RefSeq, a predicted model, not a curated record
GAGAUGCAGUUCGGCUUCAGUCUUCCCCAGGCUGUCCGGGAGUCCUACCUCGCCGUCAACGGCCAAGAGGCUGAAUCGUCGGCAGGCUGCUCGGAGGGGCUAUUCUAUGGCCUCACUCUACUUCCUUUGGAAGAAGUACUGGACGAAUGGCGAUUCUGGAGAGAGGUUGACGAUGACCCCAAUACAGGUGCUCAUGCCAAGCUUCGCGAAGUCAUGAAAUCUGUCCCGGAGGGAUGGGUCCGAAAGGAAUAUUCGCAGCGCGGAUGGAUUCCUCUCAUUACAGAUAAGGCUGGAAACUAUGUCGGCGUCGAUACCAAUCCUGGCGAGGGCGGAUUCGUCGGUCAGGUCAUAGUAUUCGGACGCGACUUUGAUACUAAAGUUGUACUCUGGCGUGGAGAUGGCCCCGCUGGUUGGGCACGAUGGUUGGCCAGCAUAGUGGAGGAGCUUGAGGGUGGAGAAGGGUACGAGCUUGGUGGCGCCGCUGAGAGUGAAGGAAGUGAUGAUGGCGUGGGCUACGAGAGCUAUUUCUUCGAUGGCACAGGUCGCGGCUCAGGUGAUGGCAAUGGAGAGGCUGGUGCUGGCGGGUUGCGCCUGUCGGGAGAGUAUCGAGGCUGGAAUGUUUUAGAGGCAUGGGCAGACAAAAGUGUUAGGAAAUGGCACGAGUCGGGUUUGAUACCUGAUGCGCCUGCGCGACCGGACAAGGGCAAGCUCGCGACGUCCUUGACCUGGCCAG